Messenger RNA from Opisthocomus hoazin, 1527 nucleotides. NCBI's taxonomy places the organism in Eukaryota, Metazoa, Chordata, Aves, Opisthocomiformes, Opisthocomidae. The record is from RefSeq and is a predicted model, not a curated record.
UUCUUCUUUAGGUUUCAGAGGAGUGUGUUGGAUCUCUCUUUACAGUGGAGAUUUGCCAGACUGCCCAACAAUGCCAAGCUGGAGAUGGUGCCAGUCUCUCUUAAUAGAGUGGGAGGUGGAAACACGGUUCGGGUUGCAUUACAAUUGGAUGAUGGCUCCCGUUUACAAGACACCUUUCUCUGUCGACAGACUUUGUGGGAACUUCUCAACCAUUUUGCAAAGAUCAGGGAGUUUAUGGAACAGCAUGGUGAAUUCUCUCCAGUGUGCAUUUACAUGCGAGACGAGAUACCAGGAAAAGAUGCCCUAGAGAAGACAACACUGAAGUCACUUGGCCUGACUGGAGGCAGUGCCAUCAUCAGAGUUGUCAUGAAGAAGUGCAGUUCAUCUGGUCGGGAGGAAGCUGUGGGUGCCACGGUGCAGUGUAACGAGCCGACAGUGAGGCCAGGCUCUAUUGAAGGAGCAGUGGAUGUACCCCUACCUCAAGCAAACACAUUCCCAGAGGACUUGGACCACAGGGAUGUGGCCACGUCUUUAAACAGCUGCACAGACAAGCAAGACUCAAUUAGAGAAUCUCAUGUCCGCUUGGAGGAGCAGCGGCCUUCCUCAGAGCCUGAGUCUACCCCAUUUGUCCCUUUUAUUGGAGAUGAACAGUGUCUGGGGGACUCUUCUGUAGCUCUACCGCCUCUUGGGUUAGAUAUGCCAUCUUCAAAGCUGCCAACAACUUCUUCCAGCCCUGGAGGCCCUUCUAAGCCAAAGAAGUCUAAGAACAGCCAAGAACUGCAAAAGGAGCAAGAACAGCUUGUAGAACGAGAGCCACUUGUGUGUCACCUAGACCUACUGGAACCACUUCCUGCUGGCCGAGAAGACCUUCCUGAUGAGUUUUUUGAAGUCACAGUGGAUGAUGUACGGAAACGUUUGGCACAGCUGCAGAGUGAGAGGAAACGCCUGGAAGAAGCUCCACUGAUGACAAAAUCUUUGAGGGAGGCUCAGCUGAAGGAGAAGUUAGAGCGUUAUCCAAAGGUGGUGUUGAGAGUCCAUUUCCCAGACCGUCAUGUUCUACAGGGGUUCUUCCUUCCUAGUGAAACUGUUGGCAUUUUGAAGGACUUUGUAAGAAGCCACCUUGCAGAUGCAGACUUGCCAUUUUACUUGUUUAUUGCACCUCCCAGAAUCAUCUUGAACAAUGAAAGUUUGACACUCUUCGAGGCUAAACUCUUUCCGACUGCCAUAAUUCAUUUUGGAUCUGAGGAGUGCCAGGACUGUUACCUGAAAUCGGACCUGCUGCGCUCUGCAGUUUCCCCUUCUGCAGCUGAUUUAUUAGUAGCCAGAUAUUUGUCGAAAUCAUUAGUUCCUUCUGCUUCAUCAUCUUUAGAGUCAAUAGUUCCAUCUCUAUCUGAACCAGAAGUGGGAGGUGACAAAAAGGCUGAUGAGCAGCCAGAACCGGCAAGCGUGCAUGAAGCUCCGCAGGUGUUGAGAAGGGCCCCUGGGAAAAUACCCAAAUGGCUGAAGCUGCCAGGUAUCAUGAAAUAA